CCCGCCGCGGGCGGAGUCCCAGGCCCCGGCGACCACUUGAGUUGGGGUCGACCCCGCUAACGCUUGGCGGAAGCUCACCCGCCGUCGCCAUGGCAUGCAGUUUGCAGAAGCUAUUUGCUGUAGAAGAGGAGUUUGAAGACGAGGAUUUCUUGUCUGCUGUGGAGGAUGCAGAGAACCAGUUUGCCGGCUCAGGACCUGUGAAUACUGGGUGCCUCAGACCUGUCUCUUCCAGGCCACAGGAGACUGCGCAGGCACAGUCUUCUGGGCAGCUGCCAUUAUGCCCCACUGCUUCUUCAGAGGCUUUGGAUCUACCGACCCUGGGACUCCGCCUUCCUACCUCCAGCAUGCUCAGGGCUGUGAGGGGUCCACCUUCCACAGGAACCGCUCCCCCAAUGACUGUCUCCACUUCCAGCAACUGGACUGGCAAUCAGAGAAGAGUGACACUGACAGAAGUGCUCAAAGAGCCAGCAAGACCGCAGUCCUCAGCCUCCCACUCCCUGCUUACCUUUGAGAGCAAACAGCAGGUGACUGGUGGCUUUGAGGGACCUGAACAAGAUGAAUUUGAUAAGGUCCUGGCAAGCAUGGAACUGGAAGGGCCUGGCAUGGAGCUGGAACUUGGAGUUAACAGUGAGGCAACAGGAAUCCUGCCCACCUGGCAUCAGGAAGACUCAGUAUUAGCUAAAAAGGCUCGGGUAGCUGAUCUGAGCAGAUCUUGCCAAAAGGGCCCCACGCCUGCCACCCAUAUGACUGGUAUCACGUCAGCCCAGGGUCAGCCUCCAGAUCCUGUUGUCCACUGUAGGACUCCACAGCCCUACUUGAGAACUGGUGCUGUGGGUAACCUGCGUAUCCCAACUGCCUCAACAGUUGCUACUCAGCAAACCCACUGGGAAGUCUGUCCCAAAGAUUCCCUACUUCGAGGACCCCAGCCUCUCCAAGCUACUGGGAGGCUUGUUCAGAGCAGCCCUCAAAAUUGUGUCCCCAGUCAGUCAUUCCAAUCUCCAAAUCUCCACUUAAGUAGCAAAUCUAAUUUUCCACGAACUUCCAACUCAAGCUGUUCUACUAUCUCAAGGACUGCCUCUGGGUUUUUCCCUCAGAAGCCCUUACAACCCCGAGUUCCACUGUCUUCUGUCGAGUCUCCUAUCAGCACCCCCAAGGGUCCCCAUUCCUCCCUGGUUUCUCAAGCAGCUCUGCAGACACCUGUAGUCACCAACCACCUGGUACAGCUGGUUACUGCUGCCAACCGGACGCCCCAGCAGCCCAUCCGCACCACCACCCGGACCAAAACACGCCGCUUCCCUGGCCCAGCAGGAAUCCUGCCUCACCAACACGGUGGGAAAAAUCUGGAGGAGAUCAUGGUUUCUGCGCCCCAGACUCCAACUCAUGGUGCUCUGGCUAAAUUCCGAACAGAGGUUGUUCCUAGUUCCCAGACAUCGGUGGAGGAGGAUUUUGGGCGAGGGCCCUGGCUGACCAUGAAAUCUGCCCUAGGCCUGGAUGAGAAAGACCCCACCUGCUUCCUCUGUACCUGCAGUAUUGUCAUGGUGCUGCGGAAGGCAGCCCUGAAGCAGCUUCCCAGGAACAAGGUCCCCAACAUGGCAGUGAUGAUCAAGUCCCUGACUCGGAGCGCAAUGGAUGCCAGUGUGGUUUUCAAGGACCCCACAGGAGAGAUGCAGGGCACGGUGCAUAGGUUGCUGCUUGAGACACGCCAGAAUGAGCUGAAGCCUGGCUCAGUGCUGCUGCUAAAGCAGAUUGGAGUGUUUUCUCCUUCACUCCGAAACCACUACCUCAAUGUGACGCCCAACAACCUAGUCCAUAUUUACAGCCCAGAUUCUGGGGAUGGGAACUUCCUCAAGCCAUCUCAGCCUUUCCUCGAGGAUCCAGGUAGCUUCCAUGGCAGCCUCCAGCAUGAGACUGCAAAGCCCAAAAAAGACCUCAGAACAGCACGGAACCCAGAGGCAGGGGCAUCCCUGGAAGAAGAACUCCCAGAAGCAGAUGACCUGGAUGGACUCCUGAGUGAGCUCCCUGAGGACUUCUUCUGUGGGACCAGCAGUUGGGACUGCCCCAAGGCAGGGUACCCACCAUGAGCAGGCGGCCUCUGAGCACCCAGAACUUGGCCCAAGACUGGCUCUCCUGCCCUGCUGUCCUCCAAGCCCUGGAGCGCAUCGUUGUUCUCCUGCCAGCAGGGAAGGUGUGUCGCUGUCCCACCUCAUCUUGACUUUAGAGGACUUUGGACCUGGUCCCUUUAAUCCCUAAUCCUUGAGGAGCUGAGAGGAGCCACACCACAGCAGUGCCAGUCUGUCCCUGUGCACAGGAAAGGAACACACUCAGACUUCCCUCUGCUUUGUCUCUUGAGGCCUGUAGCUGCCCAGUUUACCUGUGUCCAAGGUUCACAGGUGCGGGGGCAGGGCUGUGGCUAUGGUAUCCUGUUCGGAAAUAAAGCAGCUGCCUGCUUCCCCUGCCUCCCUCUCCUUGCCAUCCUCCACCGCUCCUUGUCCUGUUCACCCUGCCAGUGGUGCUUUGACCAGGCAGAGCCAAGCUACUCAUUUUCUCUCUCUUUUUUUUUUUUAUAAACAUUUUCUUUUAGAUAGUUUUA
Molecule: messenger RNA, 2590 nt
Organism: Miniopterus natalensis
Lineage: Eukaryota; Metazoa; Chordata; Mammalia; Chiroptera; Miniopteridae
Source: RefSeq, a predicted model, not a curated record